AUGCUGGGCAUAGACCCCAAGCUAAUGCGCCACAAGCUGGCAGUAUAUCCAGAAUCUCGGCCAGUACAACAGAGGCGUAGAAAGCUCAGACCAGAAGGAUCCCAAGCUGUGGAAGAACAGACAGCGAUCAAAUCACAGUAUCUGGUUGACUUCAUUGUAGAGUACAUUGACACCCCGGAAAUCCCUACAAAGUGGAAUCUUUACGUGGACGGCUCUUCAAAUAAAAUCGGGAGCGGAGCGGGCGUGAUAAUAGAAAGUAAUCAGGGAACCCAAAUCGAACUCUCACUAACGUUGGAGUUCUUUGCUUCCAAUAACCAGGCAGAGUAUGAGGCACUAUUGGCUGGUUUGAAGCUGGCUAAAGAAGUAGGAGCCCAAAAACUUGUCAUCUUUAGCGACUCACAGGUUGUCACCUCGCAAAUAGCAGGGACCUACCAAACCAAAUAUCCUGCUAUGAAAGAGUACCUGUACAAAACCAGGGAAUAA
Arachis stenosperma is the source of this 483-nucleotide messenger RNA. RefSeq lists its product as uncharacterized. Lineage: Eukaryota; Viridiplantae; Streptophyta; Magnoliopsida; Fabales; Fabaceae. The transcript has 2 exons. The coding region runs from base 1 to 483 and encodes 160 amino acids. The record is from RefSeq and is a predicted model, not a curated record. Gene Ontology annotation, molecular function: nucleic acid binding; RNA-DNA hybrid ribonuclease activity.